CGCGCCGACAUCCUCCCGCACAUACCUAAUCAUGUCCCUCUUUGGCGGUGCCCUGCCUGAGAGGGGAGACGACAACGACGACAACAACAACAACCAAAGCAGCUCUCCGCAGCCAUCCAGCCCUCCUCCUCAACCCUUCGAAGCACAGCCACCUCCCCGCCAAUCUAUCGAGCAUGACAUCGCCGACGACGAACACGAGCCCUCCGCCUCAGAUUACGGCUCGGAAGAAGAGCAUCGGCCGAACGCUUUCGACGGACUGCCCGGAACAUGGCGCAGGUACACGCUCAAGGAGCGCGACCUGGAGUUUUCUCUUGGACAACUCCGCGCCGCCGACCUGAGCUGCCAUCUCUACAACGCGCACGCGCUGAAUCGCCGCCUCCGGUCGCACGGGGCGGCAGAAGCAGCGAAACAAUGGGAAACAAAGACACGCUGGAUCGACGAGGCGCAGCGCGAGGAAUGGGCACCACCGACAACGUGGACCGCAUGGCCGCUGGAGCCCGACCAGGUUCCGCGCGCGCACGAGACAUUUGCUGAUGCACCAGUGAUCGACUCGGAGCAUAAUUCUACCGUCCGAGAGCAAGCCUAUUCGAAACAAAAGCCCAGCCAGGAUCUAGAGGAUAUUUUCGUUGGUGUGGUUCAGAAAAAAGCAAAGGAACGGUGGGACCAACGGCCGUCAGAGAGCGAAUCGGCAGGCGAGGAUGAGAGACAGCACCCUGAGGCUCGAGGUGCACGGCUUGAUACAGAUGCGCGCGCCCGCAAAUCUAGCGCCAAUGGCAAGGUGUCACGAAAGAAAUCCAGGGCUGCUUCAUCGCAUGAAGAUUCUGAAGCCGAACCCCAAGAUGCCACGAGCACGGCGAAGCGAGAUGCUGAUAAUCACAAUCUUCAUAGACCGGUAAUUUUGGCCGACGAUGAGAAGGCGCACAAAAUCCUCCAGCCAUCGGUGCGCUCUGUGCUCAGCAAGCUAGAGACCCUGUUGAUCAAUUUACAUCACUCUCGACGAAACCACUGGGAAAACAUUCAUCACGUUUCAGGAGAUGAGGCGGAACUCGCCACCAAUGACAUUGCUAUCGAAGCUGGGAGCGACAUCGAGGCAGGAAACAGCCCUCAAUUGAAGCGGAAACGAGGUAGGCCGCCAAAGUUUGUCAACACGGUUUCUGGCGAGCAGCAUGUAACCACCGACGCGGAGUCUGAAACUUCUGCCGGCCCUGCAAAACGGAAAAAAGGUCGCCCACGCAAAUACAACACAGAGCGCCUAGAAGGAGAAUCGUAUUACAUGAUGAUCAAGCGCUAUGAGCGUGAAAAGCAGGAGCGUGAGCAACACGAGCGCAGCACGACGCCGUUCGAAACCGAUGACGCCGAUAAGGGCGAAAACAGCAAACAUCAGAGCCCUCUCUCUGCACCUAACAGCCCCAGCAAACGGCGCCGUCGCUCUUCUACGGGCAGUACGGCUUCUGGCACCAGUGCGCGCUCUGAUCGCUCAAACACCGUGCAUUUGAAGACGCUAAACCUACGCGACUGGAGCGAGGUGCUGGGCUUGGCUGUCCUAUCGGGCUUCAAGCCGGAGGUGGUACAACGCGCGGGGCAAAGAUGUGCGAACCUCUUUGGUGAAGGCAUGGCGUUCGCCACGCUCGAAGAGCGGGGUACCAAGGCAACAGAGACGGUAGAAUAUCGACCUGAAGCCGUACCUGCGCUCCCUGUGUUUGGGGAUGAUGAGACAGACGAGGAAGAGGAAACGGAUCACCUUGCUUGGGACAACAAAAGCUCGCUGACUUGUCCGUACAAGCGCUGUCCUCGCUCGCACAACGCGUACGCAACACGCUGGCGUCUAAACGAGCAUCUGAAGCGCGCACAUGGGGGUAAUGGUGAUCAGAAUAAAUCGGUUUCCGCAGCGGAUGAUCUCCUGGGAGGUCUCCACAACGAUGGCUUUUUGGAAAUUAUAGAAGCGAGGGCGGGGUGGGGAGUGAAGCGAAAGAAACGGCAAACCAAAAAGAGAAAGGUUGAGGAAGAGUAGAGUUGUGGCGUCAGAAAAUGCGAGGUUGCAGUAAUCAUUGCUCCCUUCAGUUCUUCGAGGCCCGAUUUCUAUGGGGUUCUCUUCGUAAAUCACUGCAUGUGUAGUGAGGCCUUGGCCAAUUGAUGAGCCAUAAGGAAGCCUCGUAAAGGGACAGCCACCAAUAGAACGGCGUUGGUAGCUGCGAAAUUCGACGAAGAUUUAAGGUGCGGUC
Aplosporella prunicola CBS 121167 is the source of this 2222-nucleotide messenger RNA. RefSeq lists its product as uncharacterized. The transcript has a single exon. Gene Ontology annotation, molecular function: DNA binding. Lineage: Eukaryota; Fungi; Ascomycota; Dothideomycetes; Botryosphaeriales; Aplosporellaceae. The coding region runs from base 32 to 2011 and encodes 659 amino acids. The record is from RefSeq and is a predicted model, not a curated record.